UUGGGAGGUGGCACAACCAGGGGGGACGCCGAGGGAGCAGGACCGAGCCAUGGACCCCGCCAAGAAAGCAGGCGCCCGGGCUGUGAUCUGGACUCUGGGCUGGCUGCUACUGCCGCUGCUACUUCAAGAAGGAGCGCAGGCCCUGGAGUGCUACAGCUGCGUGCAGAAAGCAGAUGACGGAUGCUCACCGCACAAGAUGAAGACGGUGAAGUGCCCGGCCGGCGUGGACGUCUGCACAGAGGCGGUGGGGGCGGUGGAGACCAUUCACGGGCAAUUCUCGGUGGCAGUGCGGGGCUGCGGUUCGGGACUCCCCGGCAAGAAUGACCGCGGGCUGGACCUUCACGGCCUUCUGGCCUUCAUCCAGCUGCAGCAGUGCGCCCAGGACCGCUGCAACGCCAAGCUCAACCUCACCUCGCGGGCGCUCAACCCAGCAGGCAAUGAGAGCGCAUACGAGCCCAAUGGCGCCGAGUGCUACAGCUGCGUGGGGCUGAGCCGCCAGGCCUGCCAGGGUAAGGCGCCGCCCGUCGUGAGCUGCUACAAUGCCAGUGACCGCGUCUACAAGGGCUGUUUCGACGGCAACGUCACCUUGACGGCAGCUAAUGUGACCGUAUCCUUGCCUGUCCGGGGCUGCGUCCAGGAUGAGUUCUGUACCCGGGAUGGGGUGACAGGCCCAGGGUUCACGCUCAGCGGCUCCUGCUGCCAGGGUUCCCGCUGUAACUCGGACCUCCGCAAUAAGACCUACUUCUCCCCUGAGUUCCCGCCGCUUGUCCUGCUGCCUGCUCCUAAGACCACCACUCGGGCUCCAACCACCUCUGUCACCACUUCCACCCCAGCCCCAACCACCACCACCACUACCACCACCACCACCUCUACCGCCAAACCCACGUCAGCCCGAGCCAGCCAGACUCCUCCACGGGAAGGAGAACCUGAGACCUCCGAGGAGGAGGAGGAAUCUAGCUUGCCUGGAGGUGCUGCUGGUCACCAGGACCGUAGUAACAAGCAGCAGUACCCCACAAAAGAUGGGGCCCAUGAUAAUGGCUCUGCCACUCCCUCGGCGGGGUUGGCGGCUCUUCUGUUGGCUGUGGCUGCUGGCACCCUGCUCUGAGCUUCUCCACCUGGAAACCUCCUCUCUUCCCAUUCCUUCCCUUUCCCACCACUGGACUGGACUGGGCUGGCCCAGCCCCUGUUCUUCCAAUCUCCCACCGUGGCCCCAGCUUCUGCUGCACUGGUUUGCGGCUUUGGGAAAUAAAGGUACCGUUGUAUAUAUCCUGCCAGGGUAUUCUAGCUUCUUGAGGGCAGCCCGUGUUUCCCCCUCAUCUUUGUCUCUCCCUGCUCGCCUCGUGGUGCCUAGGACAGAGAGCAGUCAGAGCUGUCACAGGGAAGGUGGGAGGGACAUGAUAAGCUUCCUGUUUGCUUUCUCUUGGCCAACCUGCACUGAGGGGGAGGCGGGGCGGGAUCAUGGGUCCCCCUCUGAUGGCUGCUGCCCCUGCCCCCGUCCUUGUGGGAAUCGUUUCAGCGACUGUCUGUCUUCCUUACUAGACUGUGAGCUCCUCCUGGGCAGGGACCGUGCCUUGUGCCUCUGUGUGGCCCGUUUCUGGCACGUAAAGGCCUCAAUAAAAGUUUAAUUACUUUGUA
Molecule: messenger RNA, 1635 nt
Organism: Equus quagga
Lineage: Eukaryota; Metazoa; Chordata; Mammalia; Perissodactyla; Equidae
Gene: LYPD3
Product: LY6/PLAUR domain containing 3
Exons: 5
Coding region: 50-1105 (351 amino acids)
Cellular component (GO): plasma membrane
Source: RefSeq, a predicted model, not a curated record